Messenger RNA from Durusdinium trenchii, 3855 nucleotides. The record is from the annotation of a GenBank genome assembly. NCBI's taxonomy places the organism in Eukaryota, Dinophyceae, Suessiales, Symbiodiniaceae.
AUGGACAUCACCGAGUCUUUGAAAGACUACUUCGAGAUCUCCUACCAGCACGGCGGCAUUUUCGAGCACCCAGAUUACGAGUGGUCUGAGAAUGAGUGGGGUUGGCUGCACCAGCCCACGGGCAUCACCGUGUGGGGUGAUGCGUUGGACCUGACGGUGCGUGCCGGGCGCAUGAGCCAGGGUGGAAGUCAUGUGAACAAGCACCAGGUGGUCUUCCACUACACCAACUUCCUGGCGUUUAAGAACAUCACCAACGAGGCCAAGGAGGAUAUCGAGCUCUGGGCCUCCUUGGAGAUCGAGGGCCCCACGGCGAAUGCCUGGUAUGGGCGAGGGCUCUACACGGUCCCCUUACCGCCGGAUGCCUGGGGUGAUAUCAAUGCCCUCUUGGACAACAACUACCGGAACAUGAUGCGGAGGGACCUCCAAAACCGAGGGGAGGACUAUGUGCAGAAGACCUACCCGGCGCGCGCGAAGUUCUGCAUUCCCAUUCUCGUGGAUCCACAGGAUGCCUACGACGUGUCGGUGCGACCGACGCCGGAGAUGGUGGAGCGCGGCGUGCCGCCGGGCUACAAUCUGAAAAUGAUGCCCUUGAGUGAACCGGGGAUGCGGCCGCGCAUGUGUAUCACCGUGAGAAUCGAGGACGAGAAGAAGAAUGUUUGCAAUCCGAAAGCCAAGCUUUUGGAUGUUGUCAAGACGCGAGCAGAUGCACUGGCACAACAUGGUCCCAACCGGGCAUCACUGGAGGCGCUGAUGCGCUUGGCCAUGGUGGAAAGUAGCCGUGGUCUUUAUCAGGAGGCCACCAAGCACUUCGAACAGGUGGUUCGCUCCAUGGAGUCCUUCUUCGGGGUGAACCAUCGCUUGACCUUGCGCGCCAUGGCCGGCCUGGCCGAUGCCCUGGCACAGCAGGGGGAUUUCCAUCGGGCGGAGGCGUAUAUGUCAAUGGUGCUGAGCAAGAACAUUGAUCAGUUCGGGGAGGAGGAUGGAGACGCGACGAAGGCACUCAACAGCUUGGGCAACAUUUUUCGCUUGCAGCACAAGCGCGUGGAGGCACAAGAGUUUCUGCGGCAAGCCUUCCGGAAGCUCCAACGGCGCUAUGGGGUGGAUCACCCGAAGACCCUGGCGGCCCUGUUGGACUUCGCCUCCUUCACCACGCCCGACGAGGCCGAGGCCCUCUACACCGAGGCCUAUGGCCGCUUUCAGCAGCAGCUGGGGGAUGCGCAUCCCGACACCAUGAACUGCAAGAUGUUACUGGCGCAGACGAAGCUGUCGCUGGGGAACCGCAGCGAGGCCAAGGAAGACUUCGAUGAUCUCUUCAAGAAGAUCAAGAAGCAGCUGGGCGCUUCGCAUCCGCAUACGCUGGCGGCGCACCGCGGCUGGCUCAUCGCUUUGAGCGAAGAGGGCGAGUUGGGCAGCGCCCUCUACCACUUUGGACGUGAGCUGGGUCAUGCGCCCCUACCAGGCAGUCUCUUGCUCCUGGAGAUCUUCUUCCACUUCAGCUUGAGGAAAGGCCUUCUGGGUGUGCUAUUGCUCUUUGCCUUGGGCCUCUACCUCUACUCGCCCUUCUUUGUGGCUAGCUUCCUGUGGGACGCACAGCUGGGCGAUCCCAGCAUCUGGCUCUUGACGGUCUGCACACAGAUCUGGCUCUUUCAAGUGAUCCUUCUGCUGUGUCAAGUGCUGUCGCCAAACCGCCGAGCUCUGCGGAGCUUCAAGGGGCUGCAGAUCAAUCUGACACUCUUCUUGUGCAGCCUUUUGCUGGUGAUUCGGGUAUGGCUUCUGGAGUUCUCAUGGUUCAUCGUGACGGGGCCCUGGUAUUUGCUGGAACUCCUUUGGCUUUGCUUCUGGCUCAGUGGUUCUUGUGGUGCUGGUGCCGAUAGUGGGCUUCGCCAUGGGAGCUCGAACCAGAGUUCCGUUCCAUGCGUGGAGCGCUCCUUGGCCUCUUUGGAGCGUCUGGUGCUGCUGCUGCUGGUGGCGCUCCGCGCUGACCUUGCAGCAGAUCCGGAGAUCGGGCGCAUCCCCUGGUAUCUCAUUUGCAUCAUCCUUUUCUUCACCUCGUUGACUCGGAGGCUUUUGCGGAGCUGCUGUCGUCGAUCUCAUGGUCGUUCUAUCAGCUGUUCGCAGGUCUUUCGCUCGAGUAUCUUCAGCUGCAUCGUGACGAUCAGUCGGAUGGAUGUCCUGAAGCUGCAGCUGGCAGGUGGCUUCGGCACCCUGCUGGUACUGUGCAUCUUGGCUGGCGGCACCUACAAGCUCUAUCGGCCACAAGCUCUAUCGGCCCACUGGGUCUCCUUGCCACUGCUGAUCCUUGCCUUGUCUCCAGCCUUCUCGCUGUGCAUCAUCCGAGUGCUGUCCUCCCGACGACGCGCCCCCAUCCGAACAUGGACAGCGGAACAUGGGAACCCACCGGUGGAAUGGUGGAACCACCUCGGUGGAACGCCGGAGUUCCACCGAUGGAGCACCAACCCGCGCCCUGCGAAACCGCGGGGCCGGCGCGACCCGUUGGACGCGGCGACCAGCGGAGAUGUGGACGACCGUGGGGUUUACCGUGGCUGGAUGGAGACAGCAGUGGUCUCGGGGUUGCUGGCAGCCUUGGUGUCGGUCUUGGUGCAGCGCGGCUGGCAGGGCAAAGAUCUGAUACCACACCGCUUGGAAGAGCCCCAUGCGUUGCCGAAGGAUUUCCACAGCGGUGCCAGGAUAUUAGUUGCAAAACAGCUUGCAGAAUGGAGGCCUGCUCGCAUCUUCUUUCGUUUUCUUGAAGCAAUUGUCAACAUCGUUUGCGUCUUCGGUACUACGGUGGUGUUGCCUUACCUUUGGAUGCCAGUCGUCUUCAUGGUGAUUGUAUUUCCAGCUUGGUUCUUCGAGUGGACCUUUUGCCAACUUUGGGAACAGCCCUCACUGGCCUUUGCCCUACGCAGCCGCCGCCCGACCUUAGCCUUGGCUCGUACAGUCUUCUUGGCUGGUUUGGUGAUUGUAGUCCACUACGACGUCUUUGGUCUAGGUGUUUUGCAGAAUCCGGAGCGGCGCAUCCACAUCGGAAGUGUGAACGUAGUAGAUCCAUGGCCCUUUGGCUUCUUGUACGCCGAGUAUGUCAUGAAUGAAGACAUGGCCCAGGUGCAUUUCUGGUAUUCGUGCUUACGCUUGGGGUGCCUCUUGCUGUACAUCCUCGUGCUGACUGUCAUGGUUUUCUUCGUCUGCUGCGAUGCUCUUGCAUUCCGGGUCGGUCUGAAGGAAAAGAAGGAUGAAGCCAGAAAGGCUGAACGUGUAAUAGAGCAGAAAGGAGACGCAAUGCAAGAGCAAGCUUGGAUGGUGAAACGGCUGCGUAUGGGAAUUGACAAUGAGGGAGUGCGGCGUGAGAAUGCUUGCUGGAUCUAUUUGGAUGCUUUCUUGGUCAUUACUGACAUGUUCUCCGACAUGGUGACAAUAUAUCAAUUGCUUACGUUUCACAGGUUCGUGUUGGCCUUUUUCAUGGUCUGCAUUUUUAGCCGCAGCCUACUCCUUCAAGUCUUUUCAGGGGCGCCCUUCACCUUCUUUGCUGACGUGAGGGCGAGUGCUGAGAAAGGGAUUCGCCAUCAACAUUUCUUGGAUAUCUUGCAGGAGGAAAGGGGCUUUGAGGCAGCGUGCAGCUUGAUGCUCACGUCCUAUUCCUUUUCGGUGUGUGUGAAGAGUUCAUGGUCAGCCUUGACACAGAGUUUCAGCAUUUUGCUCUCAGCCUAUGGUUUGGCCAACUUCAUCUACGUGCAGCUUGACCUCAAUUUGGUGGACGAGGAGGAGAUAGCGAAAGCCGGUAUGGCCGAAAACGUCGUGGAAGAGGUGGUGCACUACACCAUGGCAGGUUGCAAUGGCCCCGAAUGUUGUAAGUAG